CCUCGGUUAGCAUUAGCCUGCUGGCGGAGGAGCCGAAAAGCUGAGGAAUUACUCUGUAAGAAAAGAACUGAGUUUAUCAGAAUAAGCUCCUGUGCGUUGGCGAGCGGAGGACGCGGCUCUGCUCAUGUACAACCACGUCAUGUGACUGUCUUGAUUUUGAAGCGUUUAGUUUCUUUUUUCUUUUUUUGUCUCCUUUAAUUUGGUUUUCUUCGUCACACACGGUCCACGCAGGACUUGUUAUCGAGCAGUCAAGCGCUCCCUGACUUUCUGUGAACGGUGGAUUUGGUCUCUGGUGGAAAAAGAAAGUGCUGCAGAAAAAAAAGCCAACGGAGUUAAGGAGGUGAAACUGAAGGAAGGCUACCUCAAGAAAACCACGGUGACGGUUACGGCACAGUCGACACGUUUUUCCUCGUCGCUGGAUGUUUUAUCCCGCAGAGAGGACACGCUGAAGGGAUGUUUAUCGAGUCUGGGCAACGGUCUCAGUGGCAACCUCUAACAAUGGGAUUUCAGAACUGCUGAAGAGACCGCGACAAAAGACGAGGGAAGAGGGCAAGCGAGGAGAACAAAAGGAGAGGGUUGCGGGGGAGCUGGAGGCGCUUUUGAAAAGGGAAUCAGUUCUUUCGGGCCCGGCGGGGGGUGUGCAUGCUGCCCCCUCAACUGGACAUCCUCUUUUGUGCCAGCGCAAGAAAACAAAAGCAAGUAUGCCCAAUAAACUGAGUGAGUUCCGGGAUGCGGGCUGCUGCAUGCCGAAGCUUGGGGGCAGGACUACGGCUCUGCUCCUGCUGACAGUAAUGCUUGCUGGGGCCCAGGCGCAUUGGCCCCAGGGGCCCAUGGAGGUUCUGGGGGACAUUGGGCAGUUGCAGGCUUCCAUGCACUCCGCAGUGCUCUCCGGUUUCCAGGAAGCAGAGGCGGUGGCAGCCGCGGCGUCACAACCCAGCAGCCUCCCCGACUCAGCAGCGGUGGUGGGACGAGUGUUCCAAAUGCGAAUCCCCACCAAAGCCAAGGACUCCAGUAGCACAGUUAAGGUUACUGAGGCAGGCAAAGAUACACUACCAGCAUGGUUGCAUUGGGAACCAGCAAGCAGCACCCUUCAAGGACUUCCUCUGGAGGUAGACAAGGGUGUCCAUUACAUAUCCAUCUCCAUUACUGAUGCAAGUCAUGUGUCCCAGAGCCCUGAUGUAUUCUCCAUCGAGGUUCAUCCAGAGGAACAUGCUGACACUGAUCCCAUUCAGUUAGCAGUCCAAUCAGCCAGCAAUGAUUCUCAGCCUUUUGUCUGUGGCAAUGAAGAGCCUGUUACAGUACUCACAGUCAUUUUGGAUGCAGAUCUUACCAAGAUGAGCUCUAGGCAGAGAGUGGAGCUUUUGGCAAAGAUGAAAAAGUUCUCUGGUGUGGGGCUUCAGCACAUGAGGAUCUUACCUGUUGUCAACAAUCGCUUGUUUGAUAUGUCUGCUUUUAUGGCUGGACCAGGAAAUGCCAAAAAGGUGGUAGAAAAUGGUGCUCUUUUGUCCUGGAAACUAGGCUGUGCCCUGGAUCAAAGCAACAUUCCCAAUAUCAGCAGCGUUCAGAUUCCAGCAAAGGAAGGGACAAUGUCUGCACAGUUGGGAUACCCUGUUGUAGGCUGGCACAUUGCUAACAAGAAGCCUCAUGUACCUAAAAGGGUCCGGCGGCAGCUAAACAACACCCCUACUCCUGUCCCCUCUUUACUUCCUCCGACAACAUACCCUGAGCCAGCCAGCCGCAUUGUGCCUACACCUACGUCACCAUCAUUUGGACCGACCUCAGACAGCUCUGCACCACCUAUCCGGGUCCCUGUACCAUGGCCUGUAAGACCCACCCAGCGUACCAGAGAUCCAAUUGCCCACACUCCCACAAUGGGGCCCCCACAGCCCACUAGAAUUAUGGACACCACCAGUACAAUUGCUAUCCAGCCCACGAUGACCAGGCCGGUAUAUGUUGGCCCUUCUGUAACUCCACCAACACCAACCACAAGGAAACCAACCAAGAAGCCCAAGAAAAUCAAGACUACCCCUGUGUCAAGAGAGCCUAAGACGACCACGCCCAAGCCUCCCAGACGCCCACCUCCCUCAGUUGUUUUCCCUGACGUCAAUGUAAGACCAGAGUUGCGCAAUCCAAUUGAUCAGGUGAAGGCAUACAUUGGCACAUACUUUGAGGUGAAGAUUCCAUCAGACACAUUCUUUGACAAAGAGGAUGGUACAACAGACAAAUUAAGACUAACCCUGAGGAAGAACAGUGAAGUUGUUGGAGAGGACUCUUGGAUUCAGUUCAAUAGCACUAGCCAGUUGCUUUAUGGAUUACCAGACUGGCAGCAUGAGGGUAAACAUGAGUACUUUAUGCAGGCAACUGACAAAGGUGGGCUCUACACAACAGAUGCUUUUGAGGUCCGUGUCAAUCGUUUCGGAAACAAUGUCAAGCCACCAGUUCUUUUUGCUGCUCGGUUCCAAGGGGAACCUCGUUCUGUUACCAAUGAUAUCCACAAGAAGAUACUUCUCAUCAAGAAGCUGGCCUAUUCGUUCGGUGAUCGCAAUUCUAGUUCAAUUACGCUGAGAAACAUCACCAAGGGGUCCAUUGUAGUGGAGUGGACCAACAACAGCCUCCAGCAACAUCCAUGCCCCAAGGAGCAGAUCCAGGCGAUGAGUCGAAGGAUCUCUGAUGCUGAAGGCAAGCCUUCACCAAUAUUCAGCAAUGCCAUGGAGCCAGACUUCAAACCCGUAAACAUCACCAUCAAAGGAACAGGAAGCUGUCGCAACUACAUGUUUGUUCCACCAGCUGAAAUUCCAGACCCAGUUACUACUGCUGUUACUCCCGCUGUGGGAGCAGGACGACAGAGCACUGAUGAUGUUUAUCUUCACACAGUCAUACCAGCUGUGGUCGUUGCAGCAAUUCUGUUGAUUGCAGGCAUCAUUGCCAUGAUUUGUUACCGUAAGAAGCGCAAGGGAAAGCUUACCAUUGAAGAUCAGGCAACUUUCAUCAAGAAAGGAGUGCCCAUUAUCUUCGCUGAUGAACUUGACGAUUCUAAGCCGCCUCCAUCAUCUAGCAUGCCCCUUAUCCUCCAAGAGGAGAAACCUCCUCUUCCCCCGCCUGAGUACCCCAACAUGGCCAGUCCAGAGACAACGCCUCUGAACCAGGACCUUUUGGGUGAGUACACAGGCCUACAAGACGAGGACCCCAAUGCCCCUCCUUACAAGCCUCCACCCCCCUUCUCUACCCCCAUGGAGGGUAAGGGGUCCCGUCCCAAGAACAUGACCCCGUACAGAUCCCCACCUCCAUACGUACCGCCCUAAUGUUUGUCGAUCCCUCCGGUUGUGGAGGACAGGGAACUUGUGCAGUUCCAACUCCAUUGUUGUCUCUUUGCAUUUUUGGAUGUUGGAGGGGCUCUGCGGUUCAGGACAUUGCGUUGGGAGGGUUGGGACGAUUUCGUUAAAAAAAAAAAAAAAUAAUAAUAAAAUAAACUGGACUUUUAAGGGAAGGGGUGUGGGUGUGGGCUGGGGAUGGGGGAUGUAACUAGGUUGUCUGCAAAGGACACCAAGAGCAACCUCAGCCUCUGACUACUCUGGCUACUGCUGAACAGGUGGGAGAUGUGUGCCCUCCAAUCCUAGCGCUUUUGUGUCUAGAUGGGCUUUUUUUGUUGUUUUAUCAUUUCUAUUUCUUUUCGACUGACUUCAGAAUCAAACUACUUGCCUAACAGCACUCUUUUUAUCUUCUGAACUCCUUGUUUUUGAAUAAUACAUAAAGACAAUAAGUAAACUGACUACAGGUGCGAGUGUUUCGUAGGGACAUUCUAUGAAUGAAGAGAAAACAUGACCUAGAGGAACUUGAACAGCCAUGCAGACAAUUGCAGGCUGUUUUGAUUCAAUACAGUUUGCCUUUUAACAUUUUAAUUAUACUGUUUUUAUUCCUUAAAUCACAUGUCUAGUGAAGAUGAGCUUAACAAGCCGUAGCCAAAAAGCUCAAGUGAGAGAGAACCUUUUUUGUAAAUUUGAAGGUUGUUCUGCUAGAAUCUUUUUUUUUUUUUUUUUUCUUUCCCCCCCUUUUAAUGGUGUCAAAGUAACACUGAAAUAACCUGCAGAAAAGCUGUUUUUCACCCCUUAGUGAUUUGUCAUAUGAUGGGUAUAUUCUGGCUGAUUUGUUUUCGUACCUUUUUUCUGUCCCUAUGGUGAUUCAUGCUAGGCCUGAACAGGUAAUCACAGAUAUGAAGAUGUCUUAUUGUACGGUCAACUCUUUGAAAUGCAUCACUGGUAGCUGUUUGUAGUGAAGACGCCUUGUGAUCUAAUUUGAAUGAGACAAGAUGUGGCCUGUGCCCUUUUAAGAAAACAUUUAAAAAAAGGCAUAAAAGUCAGAAUAAAUGCGUCUCACAGUAGGCAUUUAGCACCAAUCAGAACCAAUCUUAAGUCAGUUUGCUCAAAUGAUUUGAAAGGCUCACAGUCUAGGCUAGGCUUUCAAAUAACAUUUUUGUUUGUAUUUUUUGUUUAAUUAUAUUUUUUGUUUUUUGGGGUUUUUUUUGUUUGUUUGUUUUGUUUUCAAUUUUUCAAUAAUGAUUAUGUAUGCCUUGGAUUGACUCAAAAUAACUGAAAAUAAAGACUGAAGAUUUUGAUAACGAA
Messenger RNA from Pygocentrus nattereri (red-bellied piranha), 4619 nucleotides. It is a transcript of the gene dag1, whose product is annotated as dystroglycan 1. Bases 702 to 3302 code for a protein of 866 amino acids. Gene Ontology annotation, cellular component: dystrophin-associated glycoprotein complex; basement membrane; sarcolemma. The record is from RefSeq and is a predicted model, not a curated record. Lineage: Eukaryota; Metazoa; Chordata; Actinopteri; Characiformes; Serrasalmidae. Gene Ontology annotation, molecular function: laminin binding; calcium ion binding. Gene Ontology annotation, biological process: morphogenesis of an epithelium; axon guidance; muscle attachment. The transcript has 3 exons.